Electrophorus electricus (electric eel) is the source of this 2728-nucleotide messenger RNA. It is a transcript of the gene plaa, whose product is annotated as phospholipase A2-activating protein. Gene Ontology annotation, cellular component: cytoplasm; nucleus. The record is from RefSeq and is a predicted model, not a curated record. NCBI's taxonomy places the organism in Eukaryota, Metazoa, Chordata, Actinopteri, Gymnotiformes, Gymnotidae. Gene Ontology annotation, biological process: ubiquitin recycling; proteasome-mediated ubiquitin-dependent protein catabolic process. Gene Ontology annotation, molecular function: ubiquitin binding.
UUCGCCGGCGGCCGUUGCUGUGCCAGUUCCUGGGUCGACUGCUUCCUGUUAGCUAGCUUAGCUCCGCGCUUCUGUCACUCCUCACAAUGGCAUCCCCUAACACAUACAGGCUUAGCUGCUCAAUUGCGGGCCAUGACUUGGACAUCAGAGGCCUAGCAACUGCAUUUUUCCCCGAAGGAGCAUUUGUUUCUGUAUCGCGGGACAGAACUGCCAAAGUCUGGGUCCCAGAUUCAAGUGAAAAUAGAGGCUACAAGGAGAUGCAAUGUAUGACCGGCCAUACGAACUUUGUUUCUUGUGUCUGCAUCAUCGCCCCCAAUGAAACAUACCCCCGUGGACUCAUAGCGACCGGUGGCAACGACAACAACAUCUGCGUUUUCUCAAUGGACCGACCGGACCCUCUGUUCACUCUAAAAGGACACAAAAACACCGUGUGUGCACUCUCAGCUGGGAAGUUUGGGACAUUAUUGAGUGGAUCAUGGGACACCACAGCCAAAGUCUGGCUCAGUGACAAGUGUAUGAUGACUUUACAGGGACACACAGCAGCUGUCUGGGCUGUAGUAAUUUUGCCAGAGCAGGGUCUCAUGCUCACAGGAUCUGCUGACAAGACGAUUAAGCUCUGGAAAGCUGGCCGCUGUGAAAAAACAUAUUCAGGUCAUGAGGACUGUGUCAGAGGACUAGCAGUGGUGAACGAUGUCGAGUUUUUCUCCUGCAGCAAUGAUGCCAGCAUCAGACGAUGGAUGGUGACGGGCGAAUGUGUUCAAGUGUACUACAGCCAUACUAACUAUAUCUAUAGUCUGGCUGUCUGCCCCAAUGGACAAGACUUCAUAAGCACAGGAGAGGACAGGACAGUAAGGAUCUGGAAGAAAGGGGAAUGCACUCAGACCAUUCGUCUGCCAGCCCAAUCGGUUUGGUGCUGCUGUGUGCUGCCCAAUGGAGAUAUCGCCAUAGGGGCUAGCGAUGGCAUUAUCCGUGUUUUUACUGAGAGCGAGGAGCGUGUAGCAAGUGCUCAGGACCUGAAGGCAUUUGAAGAUGAGCUCUCCAAGGCCACCAUUGACCCAAAGACUGGAGACCUUGGAGACAUCAAGAUUGAGGAUUUACCUGGCAGGGAACACUUAAAUGAGCCAGGGAAUCGAGAUGGACAAACCCGACUCAUAAAAGAAAACACUAACGUGGAGGCCUACCAGUGGAGCAUGAGUGAAAGCCGCUGGAUGAAGAUUGGAGAUGUGGUGGGAGGGUCUUCCCAGCAGAACUCAAAGAGAGUAAUGUUUGAGGGCAAGGAGUACGAUUUUGUGUUUACCAUUGAUGUGAAUGAGGGCGGGCCCUCCUUGAAGCUGCCCUAUAACUUGAAUGAUGACCCUUGGCUGGCGGCGCACAACUUUCUGCAAAGGAACGACCUAAAUCCCAUGUUCCUUGACCAGGUUGCUAACUUCAUCAUCGAAAACACCAAGGGCCACACCCUGGGGCCAGCACCAGCUACUGCAGUAGACCCCUUCACAGGUUCAGGUCGUUAUAUCCCUGGGAUGGGGGGAGGAACAGAAGGCUUUGGUGCAGACCCCUUCACCGGUGCUGGGCGAUACAUACCUGGAGCAGGCUCUCCUGGCUCUGCCACCUCAGGUGCAGCCGACCCCUUCACAGGUGGUAGUGCCUACUCUCUUGCUGUUCUCCAGAAAGCUGCCACAAAUAUUUACUUCCCCAAAACGGACGGAGUUAUGUUUGAACAGGCCAAUGCAACUCAGAUCCUUGCAAAGCUACGGGAGCUAAAUGGCAAUGCUCCUCAGGAUCACAGGCUGAGUGAGGUGGCAUUGGACAGUCUGGAGAAGCUUCUGCUCAAUGUCUCAGACCCUAAGAGCCCAGAUCAGCCCACAGCAGAGCAGAUCAGCAUCCUCUGGAGGACCAGCCACUGGCCUGAGGACAUUGUCUUCCCUGUACUGGACAUCCUGCGCCUGGCCGUGCGCCACCCGGAGAUUAACGCCCAGCUCUGUGGAGGCACGGAGGGCUCCAGUCUCUGCAACCACCUGCUGGGCCUCAUGUCGCCACAGGGCCGGCCGGCCAACCAAAUGCUGGCUCUGCGCACCUUCUGCAACUGCUUCGCUGGCUCCCGAGGCCGCACCCUCCUCCUGGGCCAGCGUGAGGCCGUGCUCUCACGGGCUGCCGACCUCCGUGCUGUCUGCAACAAGAACAUCCACGUCGCAUUGGCCACUCUGGUGCUCAACUAUGCAGGCAUGCUGCAUGGGCAGCCGUCCGAGCUGGAAGCCAAGGCCCAGUGCCUGUCGGUCGCCAGCAGUGCGCUGGAGGUAGUGCAGGACAAAGAGGCUGUUUUCAGGCUGCUGGUAGCCCUGGGGACUACAGUGGCUGGAGAUAGCACGGCCAAAGACCUUGCACGCUCGUUGGGCGUCGCUUCACAGAUCACAAAGUAUGCCAGCGUGUCAGAUCCAGCUAAAGUGGGGGAAUGCUGUCGGCUGGUGCUGGAUGAACUGCAGUGAUGUCACAGAGGGCUUGUGUGAUGUCACAGACGGCCCUCAUGCUCCUCUGACUACUUAUAUUGUUCUGUCCUGGUGGCACCACCCAACACUUCCCAAUCCAUAGUUUCUAUUUAACUUGGCCUGUUUACUGAAUGACUGCAUGAAUAAAAUUAUUGAUGUAAAAAAAAUGUUUCCUAAAGCAGGGUCAUGUGUAUUAUCAUGUUUGUUAUAUCUACCUGGAUUAAUAAAGAAAAAAACAAAAUGAG